Molecule: messenger RNA, 3030 nt
Organism: [Torrubiella] hemipterigena
Lineage: Eukaryota; Fungi; Ascomycota; Sordariomycetes; Hypocreales; Clavicipitaceae
Source: the annotation of a GenBank genome assembly
UUUCCUUUCUUUUCUUGUCACCAGACGUGUACAGACUCCUUUCCUGCGCAUGCCAUUGCUACCCACGUCUUUCCCCCAUUAGCUCAAUUGUGGUUCCAGACCCGCGCUGACCAAAAACUCUCUUUUCGCCCAAGAAUACGCGGCAGUGGGGCACCCAGCUUCAAGUUACAGCGCGUUAGCUAGCCGUCCGACCAAUGGACAGGGAAACGACACGCUGGACCGAGCCGUUCCAGAUGUCGAGCAUGGCAGCCCGUAGACGCAUCGUAGAGAGCCUCAGAUAAAGAGGGCGUUUUUAUAGAAUAAUAUCGUCUUCCUAGUAGAAUGCCAACCCAAACUAUACAGCCCGCCGCCCAUAUGCUUUUGCUCAGCCCGUCUUGGCCACUGUCAAAUUACCUAAGCAGGGUACGCCAAAGUCAACUACGUCGUCGAGCUUCCCCCAUCAGAGACACCAGAGCACUACACCGGUUCAUAGCUCAUGGGGGUCUGCUGCGUCUAGUAAAUUUGUGCCCCUACCGACACCAUCGUCACUAUCCAGUCCCUCCAGAGCAGCCUCGUGCUCUCUAGGUAGACACCAUGGACGGCGAUCUCAGUCUUUCCCAAGCUCUGGGUGGGCUCCGCAUAGCCAACCCUGACGACGUCCUUGAACCUUCCUCCUCGGGCGAUCUACAAACACACCAAACCAACGACUCUGGCCCCAUCGAGACCUUUGCGUCUCCUUCAUUGACCGCGUCCAUAGAGGGCCUCUCGUCCAGCCUUAAUCAGACAAACAGCCAAACAUCAGCUGACUACAACACUCACGCUUCACCGAUAUCCAUCCCCGCCGCCUCCCCGAGCAUCUCUACCACCAUCGAGGGUGUCCCAGUCGUCUCUCCGGCCAGCUCCCAUCAGCUGCAGAUGGACAGCAGGGUCAUGUAUACCCAGAACCAUACCCCUCCUGUCUACAACCAUGCCGAGUCUUCUGGCAUGAGCAGCAGCCAUCAUGGACGAAUGCCCGAAUACGCCGGCGCUAGCCCUCCUUCAAUGUCCCACCACCCCAGUGCCGAAGAAUGGAAGGAUCGUGGAGCUGCCGUACACAUCCGUCGUGAGAUCGAUGCCAACGGCCGUACAGUCGUACGCCAGGUCAAAAAGGGCGUCCGUGACUUCUCCUUUGGCCGCAUUCUCGGCGAGGGGUCCUACAGCACUGUUUACUUUGCCACCGAUCGACAAACGCUAAAGGAAUACGCCAUCAAAGUCUUGGAGAAGCGACACAUUAUCAAAGAAAAGAAGAUUAAAUACGUCAACAUCGAAAAGAACACACUCAACAGACUCACUGAGCAUCCGGGCAUCGUUCGACUUUACUAUACAUUCCAAGAUGAGGCCUCUCUGUACUAUGUUCUCGAUCUCUGCAACAAUGGCGAGCUAUUGGGAGUUUUGAAAAAGACAGGAACCUUCGACGUCGAAUGUGCAAGGUUUUACGGUGCACAGAUCUUAGACUCCAUCGAGUACAUGCACUCACGGGGCGUUAUCCAUCGCGAUUUAAAACCAGAAAACGUUCUUCUAGACGACCGCAUGCAUAUUAAAAUUACAGAUUUCGGCACCGCCAAGUUGCUUGACGACCCGAGAAAUCCGAACGAUAAUAAAGCUACAGCUCCAGAAGCUGGAAAUGGUGGUGACGAUGACCGUGCUGCGUCAUUCGUCGGCACUGCCGAGUACGUGAGCCCUGAGCUUCUCACACAUAAGAGUGCAUCACGAGCGAGCGAUAUAUGGGCCUUUGGCUGUAUUAUAUACCAACUCAUCGCCGGACGCCCACCCUUCAAGGCUGGCAGCGAAUACCUUACAUUCCAAAAGAUUGUGAAUUUGGAAUACGAGUUUCCCGUAGGGUUCCCGCCAGCCGCACGCGACUUGGUUGAGCGCUGCCUCGUCCUCGACCCCGUUAGACGUCUCACCAUUGAUCAUAUCAAGCAUCACGAAUUCUUUGCUGGCCAAGCCAUUAACCGCGGACUGUGGCGGAUGAAAGGUCCCCGCCUUCGACCGUAUGUCGCUCCUCCUCAGGAACCUAAUAUUAUUCAACUCAACGGCUUCCCAACCUCCAACGCGCCAACAGCGGCAAUCCCCCAGCGUCCAUCUCCGGCCCCUUUGAACGGGACACCGCGGCCUUCUCGUAUCAUCACGGAGCUCCCUCCUCCCACCCAGCUCGACCUCGAGUGGUCUCCAGUGCUUACUAGAAACAACGAACGUAUACUGAAGCUAGGCGAUCUUAUGGUUAUUUCUAGCCCGUUGCCUAACUCUCAAGGUGGUAAGGGUUCCGAGGAUGGCCACAAAAAGCUAUCCCGUUUCUUUGGUGGCAACACAACCAAAAAGCGUCAGCGCCUGGUAAUGGUCACAUCGAGUGGUCGAAUUUUACUAGUGCCAUCAGGGGGCGAUGAAAAGCGAGCCAAGCAAGAGUUGUCGUUAUUGGGUCCAGAUAGCGCAUGGAGAAGUCAAACAGAUGCCAAGGGCCAACUAACUUGGUGCGUUGAUGUUGGCGGGUAUCACUACGCGUUUGAAGAUGUCAAGGGUGUUACACCUGAGAGCGGCGCCGCUUCUGCCGAUGAAUGGGUCGAGUCUCUUGACCGUGCCAAGGACAUUGCCAUGUCAAGAGAGAUUUUGCUUGGUGGAUCAGAAAAGGAGUUCUCGGAUCUUUCAUCACCAGUACCAAGCCCGUCUAACUCCAUGGCUGGCAGGUCAACUGGAAGAGUGAACUCGGGUGAUCGUCAACCACGCAAUCACCUCACCAAAAAGGACGGCGACGAGGGUUCCAGUCGUAAGAACAUCUUCAGCAAGCGCCAGUCCCGGAACGGCCUGGGUUCUGCAUUUUAGGGAACCACUGAAUCCAGGUGUCCUUGCUAGCGCAACCAUGUCAAAGGCAGCGCCAAUUACGGUUCUUGUGACGCUCAAGCGCUGAGCAUCAUCAGUCUGUCCUGGGGCACCUCUGACAAGAAGUCUUUGGUCAAUCGCACCACAUUGUACAUAAAUUCAUUAGCUUCAAAUUUUAAAUGCAUCUUUCCAUUG